This is a messenger RNA of Pseudopipra pipra, 2881 nucleotides long. It is a transcript of the gene HTR1A, whose product is annotated as 5-hydroxytryptamine receptor 1A. Gene Ontology annotation, cellular component: plasma membrane. The transcript has 4 exons. Gene Ontology annotation, molecular function: dopamine neurotransmitter receptor activity, coupled via Gs; G protein-coupled serotonin receptor activity. Gene Ontology annotation, biological process: regulation of vasoconstriction; G protein-coupled dopamine receptor signaling pathway; adenylate cyclase-activating adrenergic receptor signaling pathway. Bases 762 to 2003 code for a protein of 413 amino acids. The record is from RefSeq and is a predicted model, not a curated record. NCBI's taxonomy places the organism in Eukaryota, Metazoa, Chordata, Aves, Passeriformes, Pipridae.
CGCCUGCCUGCAGGUGGCGAUCGGCACCUCCGAAGCCACUCGCCUCGGCACUCCCGGCCCGUGGGCAGCCCGGGCGGUGCGGUGCCCUACCGCCCCAGCCGGCACUGCCUGCUCACAGAAUGCUAUCCCCUCGCCUCCCUUCCCCUCCGUCCCGGCACCAGUCCCCAGGGGCAGCUAAGAGCACUGCUGCCGGGGCAGAGCUGCGGCGAGAUUUGGAGAGGGAGAGGGCAGUCGUGGAGAGUUUCUCUGCGGUGCCCCCCCAAAGAACAGGGGGCAGGAGGGAGUGACGGACACUUCCGCCCGCCCGCCCGCCCGACGACGGCGACCCAGCGAGACCCCCCCCGCAGGAGGGCGGGAGGGAGAGGGGACGGAAGGGGAGGGGAAGGAGGGGAGGAUGAAUGGGAGGGAGAAAGCUAGGAGAGCGCGAAGAGGCAGAGCAGGGAGGAACGGCACGGGAGAGCAGCAGAGCAAGGGGCAGCAGCUCGGCGAGCGGCGGCGGGAGGGCCGCCCCCACGGCCCGGGGCUGCGCGCAGGGCAGAGGCGGCGGGGAUGGGCGGGAGCGGGGCGGCUCCGCCAGCCGCCGUCCUCCGAGCCUCGGCAGCCUCCCGCCGCGCUAUAUAGGGAAGGGAGGGGUGGUUGAGCGGGGGGUGCCCGGCGUGGCCAAAGCGCACGGGGCGGCGAUGCCUCCUGCCAGGGAAGCGCACAAGUGACCGGCGCCUCUUCCCAUGCCUGUCUCCUGAAGCGACCCCCCCCCGCCCGGCAUGGAUGUGGCCAACAACACUACCUCCCCAGCGCGCUCCCCCGAGGGGACAGGCAGCCUUGGCCUCGCCGAGGUGACCCUGGGCUACCAGGUACUCACCUCCCUGCUCCUGGGAACGCUCAUCCUGUGCGCUGUGAGCGGUAACGCCUGCGUGAUCGCGGCCAUCGCCCUGGAGCGCUCCCUGCAAACCGUGGCCAAUUAUUUGAUCGGCUCGCUGGCCGUCACCGACCUCAUGGUAUCCGUGCUGGUGCUGCCCAUGGCGGCCCUGUAUCAGGUGCUGAACAAGUGGACACUGGGGCAGGUCACCUGCGACAUCUUCAUCUCGCUGGACGUGCUUUGCUGCACCUCUUCCAUUCUGCACCUGUGCGCCAUCGCCUUGGACAGGUACUGGGCCAUCACGGACCCCAUCGACUAUGUUAACAAGCGGACUCCCCGACGGGCGGCCGUGCUUAUCAGCCUGACCUGGCUAAUCGGCUUCUUGAUAUCCAUCCCGCCCAUGCUGGGCUGGAGAACGCCGGAGGAUCGCUCGAACCCCGAUGCCUGCACCAUCAGUAAGGACCACGGGUACACCAUCUACUCCACCUUCGGCGCCUUUUAUAUUCCGCUUCUCCUCAUGCUGGUGCUCUACGGUCGCAUCUUCAAGGCGGCCCGCUUUAGAAUCCGCAAGACAGUGAAGAAAGCGGAGAAGAAGAAAAUCGCCGACACCUGCCUCACCCUCUCUCCGGCCACCGCGCAGAAGAAAGGCAACGGGGAGCCCGACAAGGGCUGGAGGCGAACUGUAGAGCCCAAGCCUGGUGCCUGUGUUAACGGCGCUGUGCGGCAGGGCCAGGACGGGACUGCCCUGGAGAUCAUCGAGGUCCAGCGCUGCAACAGUUCCUCCAAGACUCACUUGCCGCUGCCCACCGAGGCGUGCGACUCCCCACCGCCCUCCUCCUUCGAGAGACGCAAUGAGAAGAACACGGAGGCCAAACGGAGAAUGGCUCUGUCCCGGGAGAGGAAAACUGUCAAGACCCUGGGCAUCAUUAUGGGCACCUUCAUCCUCUGCUGGCUGCCGUUUUUCAUCGUGGCCCUAGUCCUGCCCUUUUGUGACAGUAAGUGCUACAUGCCCGCGUGGCUAGGGGCAGUAAUCAACUGGCUGGGCUACUCUAACUCCCUUCUCAACCCCAUUAUCUAUGCCUAUUUCAACAAAGACUUCCAAAGUGCUUUUAAGAAAAUUAUCAAGUGCAAAUUUUGCCGUCAGUGAAGCCCCCCGCUACGGGACGGGGCAAGCGGGGUCCUCCGACUCGCUCCACCCGCCUGCCGUGCGCCGCAGAGUGCCCCCUCCCAGCUCCUCUACAGCGCCGUCCGAAGGGCGGGGGACCCCGCCAUCUCCCCCGCAGCGCGCCGUAGUCCCUCGCUCCUUCGCUCGCCGGACAAGCCCCGCGAGGCAGGACGGGGCUCCGCUGGGAAGGGCGCGGGACGCUCGGCCCAGGAGGGCUCCGCGGCCGCCUUCGUCUUGCAUGGCCUCCGCUGCCGGGCGCCGGCGCUCCCGCCUCCUUCCGUCCCCUCCAUCAUUCUGGGUAGACUUAGAGUUUGCAGGUCGUUGCUCGUGGUAGCUGUAAGCCACUGUGUCUGCCCAAGUAGCAUCGGUAAAAACAAACCACCCUAUGCAGGAAACCUCCGUGUCGGGGAUUAUUCUUGGAUUUACGAGGCGACGGCGGUGGACUCAAGAGCCCGACCUCGGUCUGGCAGUAGUGAAUGAGGAGUGCACUGGGGAAAUCCAAUAUAUGAACACUCAGAGCUUGAUUUCAAAGGAUUCAUGAAGAAUCACUACUGACAAGGAUUCAACUCUUAAAAAAUUGAUAAAUAGGGAUCUGAUGUGGAGGAGCUAGACCAGCCAGACGACUUUCAGGAAGAUGUGGAGUACUGUGGGGAAUCAUAAAAGGGCAUGACAGAUGGGCCACUUCCCACUGCUUCAUCUGAGGAGUCUAACCCUGAUUUGUAAAACAGAAGGUCUGAAUACUCCUGCCCAGGCAGAUCCCAAGGACACAUCGUAAUGGCUUGAAGCAAAUGAAUCAUCUCUCAGCUGUAGUAUUGGGUGGUAUUUGAAAGCUCCAUCUCUGAAAUACAGGAAAAAACCCC